AUGGAGCCGGGCAACUCCCUCAAAGCAUACAACGCCAAAUAUUGGGAAACUUUCAAUGAGAUCUUUGAUUACCCGACCAACCUGGUAAUUACCCAAUACAAGCGCAGUCUCUCGAUCGGACAUAGACUGAGGGACUUGCUCACGAUGAACCAAUCGACUUCCAUAGAGCUGUUGAUGCACCACAUCAACGAGUACAUCCGAGUAGAGGAUGAUGCGACCGCCGCCACCGCGAAGACGAAUCCGGUGGCAACGGACGAAAGGGUGGCUAGAAAAGUCCACACGGUCGGACAGAAGACAAACCAUCUAAGUGACCGCAUAGGAGAAUCAAAUUGUGGUCCGAAUCGUAGAAACCAGGGUAAAGGUCGCCGCAAUGAUCGAGCUGAUUACCCCCGCGAUGCCGUAGCAGAUGUGAAUAUAAAGUUGAACGCCCGAACAGGCAUCACCACGAUUUUUAAAAUCCCAAUUUACUACAUACUUAGCGAAAUCCGCAACAAGGUGUACGUCCGGUUUCCAGCCAAGUUGGGCGUUGCGCAGAAGGGCUUCAAUCCGCUGUAUCGCUGCACUUUUCAUAGUGAGCGAGGGCACCAUACAGAGAACUGUUUUCCCCUAAAACAACACUUGGAGGAGUUGGUUGCCGCUGGUCACUUGGACCGUUACAUUGACAGGAGUGUCAAGGCCGUGCACCAUGCUCCGGCUGAGCCAAGUGGUUUGGCCUCCCUAGAAGCACCCUCCGAAGGAGUAGUCAAUGUGAUCCAUGGUAUCGUUGAGCCAGCGCGGGUAUGCAAGCUCCGAGGGAUUAUCAAAAAAGCGAAACAUAUAAGGGAAGUCCUGUCAGUCUAG
This is a messenger RNA of Camellia sinensis, 840 nucleotides long. The record is from RefSeq and is a predicted model, not a curated record. Lineage: Eukaryota; Viridiplantae; Streptophyta; Magnoliopsida; Ericales; Theaceae.